This is a messenger RNA of Dunckerocampus dactyliophorus (ringed pipefish), 6600 nucleotides long. RefSeq names its product ral guanine nucleotide dissociation stimulator-like. The record is from RefSeq and is a predicted model, not a curated record. The coding region runs from base 1286 to 3769 and encodes 827 amino acids. Gene Ontology annotation, cellular component: plasma membrane. The transcript has 19 exons. NCBI's taxonomy places the organism in Eukaryota, Metazoa, Chordata, Actinopteri, Syngnathiformes, Syngnathidae. Gene Ontology annotation, molecular function: guanyl-nucleotide exchange factor activity. Gene Ontology annotation, biological process: Ras protein signal transduction; positive regulation of GTPase activity.
UUGGUGCCGCUUGUGGACCUCUUUAGGAUGUGGCGCUGGAGCCACUGGACGUGUGGGCUGCUGGUGAGGACGGGUGUCUGCUGGGAAGUACCAGACUUUUACAGGACAGGAAGAGAGCAGCACAAGAACAUCCUGGUUUACUGUUGAUCUUCAGCAGAUGCUAGCCAAAGCCUCGCCUCACUCUGAGAUGUGGAAACGUUUCAGGCCACAUGUGAUGUUUGCUGGAUUUCAUGGACGUGAGCUCAUGUGGCAGAAGGUCGCUGAUUGACAGGAGGCGGGGCUUAUUCCUCCAACUGUGUUGGAGAGAAGAUAGAAGGGUUUCUCAGUCCUUUGCCAAAAGUGAACUAAACGACCUAAACGCUCUCUCAUUGUUGGCCGUGUUUUAUUUAUCCCUCAGCUGCUGCUCCAGAUGUUUUUCUUCAACAUCUGCUGUGAAAAGUUGAUGUUUGUCGUUUCUGUUGCUGAGGACUUGCCGUGUGAACGCCGGCCGCCAGGGGGCGGUGUUACACGUCAAAUCAAUAACAGAGGCACUUGGUCAGAAUCCUAAACGAACUAACAAAGAAAAAAAAAGUAAAAUUAUGAGAAGCAAACAAAACAAAAUAAAGUUGGCAUUUUUGGAAUAUUAGGUUGGAGGAAAAGUUCUAAUAUUACGGGAAUCAAGUCAAAAUAUUAUGGGAAUAAAGUCCUAAUCCUGAGAAGAAGAAAGUUGUAUGCGUGUGUUUCCAGUACACAGGUUACAGUAAGUGUGUGUUUAGCGUUGGCUGCUGCCAUAGUGAAUACAAACAACAACACCGCCAUCAUUCCCCACUGGUACCACAGAGAAAGUGAUGCUGCCUUCAGGGACAGACUGGAGGGCUUGUACUUUGUGGACCUUCGCGUGGAGCACAUUUUUAUUACCGCGCUAAUCGUGUGACCGAUACUGACAAUUGAUUAUAUACAAGACUUGGAUGUGUGUAUUCACGAAACAGUGGGGUUUUAAUUUUAACUGUACAAGACCAAGAAAUGUACUCAGUAGAGAUUAAUUAGGCUACUGUAGCUUCAAUGUCUGAUAUUUCCCAUGGCAAGGAAGGCGUCAGGCCGCUGUGGGUGUGGCUUAGCAAAACCCCCAGCCUGAGUCACUCUUCCCAUAAACAUCCUGCUAGCCAGCUAGCUAGCUGCUAGCGCACGACCGGGCGGUUCGGACCUCGAGCGAAGCCGACAAAAAUGCCGCUACCGCUGCGGUGACGGAAGCCUCGGCUUCGCGGGCUCUCGCGGUCCGUUUCCCGGCCAUCCGAGCCGGGCCGCGAUGUUCGACUCGUCGUGGAGGGCGCGGAACGUUUGGGACGGGGUGAGGCUGGAGGUGUCCCACAACAGCAGCCCGGUGGUUCUGCACAGCUUCACGCAUCUGGACCCCGACCUGCCAGUGCUGGAGAGCUCCACGCAGGAGAUCGGCGAGGAGGUGGAGGACGACGCCAUCUUCACCAUCACGUUAAGGAAGGUGCAGCUCCACCAUUCGUCCAGCAAGGGGCAGCGAUGGCUGGGCGUUGAGACGGAUUCAGCUCUGAGCCUCUACGAGACCUGCAAGGUGCGCACCAUCAAGGCGGGCACGCUGGAGAGGCUGGUGGAGUACAUGGUGACAGCCUUCCGGGGGAAGGACUCCACCUAUGUCACCAUCUUCCUCUGCACUUACCGCUCCUUCGCCACCACCAAGCAGGUGCUGGACCUCCUGCUCAACAGGUAUGCAAGGCUUCAGAACGUUCCAGUGGCGGCGGCGCAUCGCGUCUCCCAGGACGAGCGCACAGAGUUGAGAAACACGGUGUCGUCCAUCCUGGGCGCCUGGCUGGACCAGUACUCUGAGGACUUCUGGAGUCCUCCAAACUACGACUGCCUGCACCAGCUCCUGUCCUACCUUCACCUUCAUUUCCCCGGCUCUGACCUGGAGCGCCGCGCCCGCAACCUGCUGGCCCACUUCCACCGCCGGCAGCAGUGCGAGCCCGACACUGACGGGGAACACAUCGGCUGUCCCUUCGCCACGCAGGAAGAGAGCGGCUUUGAGGACGAGCUCCCUGCCUUCAGUUUCCUGUCUUUUGACCCCAUCAUGGUGGCCGAGCAGUUCACGCUGAUGGACGCGGACCUGUUCAAGAAGGUGGUCCCGUACCACUGCCUCGGGGGCAUCUGGUCUCAGCGGGACAAGAAGGGCAAGGAGCACCUGGCGCCCACCAUCAGAGCCACGGUGGCCCAGUUCAACUCGGUCACCAACUGCGUCAUCACCACCUGCCUCAGCAACCCCACGCUGAAGGCCAACCAGAGAGCUCGGCUGCUGGAGAGGUGGAUCGACGUGGCCCGGGAGUGUCGGAUCCUGAAGAACUUCUCGUCCUUGCGAGCCAUCCUCUCAGCCCUGCAGUGCAACGCUGUCCAUCGCCUGAAGAGGACCUGGGAGGAAGUUUCUCGGGAGAGCUUCCGCACGUUCCGCGAGCUUUCUGAGAUCUUCUCCGACGACAACAACUACUCGCUCAGCCGAGAGCUGCUGGUCAAGGAGGGCACUUCCAAGUUUGCCACGCUGGAGAUUAAUCCCAAACGCGCUCAGAGGAGACACCAGCAGCAGAGAGACCUGGGGGUGAUGCAGGGGACCAUUCCCUACCUGGGAACCUUCCUGACGGACCUGGUGAUGAUGGACACGGCCAUGAAGGACUACACGGAGGGUGGUCUGAUCAACUUUGAGAAGAGAAGAAAGGAGUUUGAGGUGAUCGCGCAGAUCAAACUGCUGCAGUUGGCCUCCAACAACUACAGCUUCACGCAAGAUGGACACUUCCGAGAGUGGUUCGCUGGCGUGGAGAAGCUCAGCGAGGCUGAGAGCUACCAGCUGUCAUGUGACAUCGAGCCGCUGUCCGAGUCGGCCAGCAACACCCUCCGGGCCAAGAAGAACGGAGGAAUCAUGAAGCGCUGGAGCGAUCGUCAGUUGGCGGAGGGCGGUCCCGGCGCGGUGGGCUCUCACUCCAAGUCCUUUGACCACGCCCACUUCAGGACAUACCAAGGAGGCGGCGGGGACAGCGGUGACGCCCUUAGCGUCACCUCGGUCAGCUCCAGCGGCUCGGACCUGGAGGACGUCAACGCCAGCUUCUUGUCCGACUCCCCGGAGGGACACGAGAGGAAGACGUCCACACCUUCCGUCAAGCUUUCUGUUUCCGCGUUGGGAAGAGAAGCUCCAUCUGCAGACACCACGUCCACGUUCUGGGAGUGCACGUCCCUGUCCUCUUUGGACACGUCUGGGAUGGGCUCCAGCUCGGGCUCGGCUUCGGGCUCCAGCACGGCCUCCUCCUCCUCGGUGUCGUCGUCCACGCCGCUGUCCGCCUCUUCGCGCUCGCACAAGCGCUCGGCGUCGGCCGUGUCCAACUACUCCACGCUGUCACUGCCGCUGUACAACCAGCAGGUGGACGACUGCUGCAUCAUCCGGGUCAGCCUGGACGUGGAGAACGGGAACAUGUACAAGAGCAUCCUGGUGACCAGUCAAGACAAGACGCCGGCCGUCAUCAGGAAGGCCAUGAUCAAACACAACCUGGAGCGUGAGAAGACGGAGGACUACGAGCUGGUGCAGAAGAUCUCGGAAGACAAAGAGCUCCGAAUCCCCGACAACGCCAACGUCUUCUACGCCAUGAACUCCAGCGCCAACUACGACUUUGUCCUGAAGAAGCGGGGGCCGGCGCGGGCCGUGCGCGCCAAGAACGUGGCCAGCUCCACGCUGCCUCGCAUGAAGCAAAAGGGACUGAAAAUCGCCAAAGGGAUUUUCUGAAGAGGGCCUUAAGGAGCUCCUUGAGCACUUGGCAACGUUUGCUACAGGAGACCGUGUGUGUGUGUGUGUGUGUGUGUGUGUGUGUGCGUGCGUGCGUGCGUGCGUGCGUGCGUGCGUGCGUGCGUGCGUGCGUGCGUGCGUGCGUGUGUUUCAAACAGGAAGUAUUUGUAGGGGCGGAGUCCUGAUCCCUCUUUGUUUACAUCACUGACACUUUCAAGUGACGCACUUUUUUUUUUCUUUUUUUUUUUACUUGCUGGCCCCCUGCUGGCGUGGAGUCUCCAUAAACAAUUCCCAGGAGUUUGAAUGUUUACUGGCAGCUCUUCAACGCUGCCGUAGUGUGAAUGUCACAUGACAUGAUUUCCUGUGUGAGGACGGGCGGAGCCGAGAGCAAGUGUGUACGUACGUGUACAGUGUUUCCCUCAAGACUUUGUACAGUUUUGCCUCUCCGCUCUGAUGAUGGUGCUGCUAAUUAUCUUUCUCAAGAGGUCCAAUCAGCUGCGUUCCUUGCACCCGCCGCCAUCUUGGAAAAACUCCCAUAUCUCUAUCCCCACCCCCUCGCAGAGGAAGCUCUCACCCCGUUACUGUCCACAUGUUCAGCACUACAAUUCUUAUGUACCACUGGACUUUAUUUCAAAGCAUGUCAAACCACUUUUUUAUGCACUUGAGCCCGUUUACACCACUGGAAAAACAAAUCCAAAUUGGAAGACACAAUUCUGUGAUGAAAAAGUGGAAAUUAUGAGAUGGAAAGUCAUAAUUCUGAGAUAAAAAUGUGAAAUUACAAGACAAAGUUUAAAUUCUGGGAUAAGUCAUAAUUAUGAGAUUUUAAAAAGUUAAAACUAUGAGAUAAAAGUCAUUUAUGGCAUAAAAAGAAGAAAUUAUGAGAUAGAAAGUCAAAAUGACAGAGAUAAAAUAUUGAAAUUCCAAGAUAAAAAGUCAAAAUUAUGAGAUAAAGUCAUUUAUGAGGGAAAAAAAGUCAAUUAUGAGAUUUUAAAAAGGUGAAAUUAUGAGAUAAAGUCAUUUAUGGGAUAAGAAGAAGAAAUGAUUAGAAAGUAGAAAAUUCUGACAUCGUGAUAAUUAGUAGAUAAAAAGUCAUAAUUAUGAGAAGUUGAAAUUAUGAGAUAGGAAAGUCAUAAUUAUGAGAUAGAAAGUCGAAAUUACAAGAUAAAAUGUUGAAAUUCUGAGAUAAAAGGUCAAAAUUAUGAGAUUAAAAAAUCAGUUAUGAGGGGAAAAAAGUCAAUUAUGACAAAAAAAAGGUGAAAUUGAGAUAAAAUGUUGAAAUUCCUAGAUAAAAGUUAUAAUUGAGAUUUUAAAAAUUCAGUUAUGAGAAAUAAGUCAAUUAUGAGAUAAAAAAUGUUGAAAUUUAAAAAUAAAUUAAUAAUUGAGAUAAAAGGCAUGAGAAAAAGUCAAUUGAGAUGAAGUUGAAAUCAAAGAGAUAAAACGUUGAAAUUCUGAGAUAAAAAGUCAAAAUGAUGAGAUAAAGUCAACUAUGAGAUAAAAGAAAGUUGAAAUGAUGUGAUAAAGUCAUUCAUGGGAUAAGAAGAAGAAAUGAUGAGAUAGAAGGUCUAAAUUAUGAGAAAAGGUUGAAAAUAUGAGAAGUGGAAAUGAUGAGAUGGGAGCUGCGCAUGCGUAGUUUGGAUCUGAUCAUUUCAACGUUUCAUCUCAUGAUAUUUUGUGUGGCGUAGAUGAAACCACUAGAUGCUCAUUCUUCCAACAUGGCGGCUCAAGCCUCCCAAAAGAAGCGCUCACUGUGACGCUCUGUUCCCUCACCACGCCCGUGUCUUUCCUCUCUCUGUGUGAGUGGGGGGUGAAAAAACAAUAAUACUGCUAAGUGUUUGGGUUGUGAAGGGGCUAAUGCAUUAUGGGAAAUGUAGGAGAAGCACCAGUUUGGAUUGUUUUUUCUCUUCACUGCCACAAGACGUUGGCCUGAUGCCACUGCCUCCAUCUUUUGCCUUUUUGCUGGGGUUCUUUUGUCACGCACGCCGCAUGGUCACAAUGGUCGAAUGAACCGCGGAUGAAGGCGGAAAGUCGAUACGGUGACGAGCAGAUCACAUGACCCGCCUCCUCCACCCUCUGCCCCAAGUCCAUCACUGUGAACACUCGAGGGCUCGCUCACGUUGUCAGGACGGGCGCGGCGAAUAGUGGUGGUGCCAAACAAGUUGUUUGGCGUUUUUUGUUUUUUGUUUUUUUUUACUUUUGUCCCGGAAAAAAAACAGAUGAGAAGACUUGGGGAUGAAGGGUGAUGUUGGAAAAAGUUGUGGUGGAUUUUUUUUGUUGUUGUUUUUUCCUUUCUCAGCUGCCAACUUUUCCCCAAGUGCAGAUUAAGGCCAGUUUUCCCUCCUAGUUCCCCAUCCCACUUCAGCAAGUCACCUCUACAUUGCACGGUGUGUGUGCGUGUGCGACUCAAGAAGAAAAGGCAUAUUGUGAAUUUCUCUGUGCGGCCGGCGUUUCCAUGGUGAUGAAGCCGUUGUUGAACUGAUGCUCCUGUGGUGCUCUGAUGUGCGUGCGUGUGUGUGUGGUUUCUGUUGUGGUUUUCUUGCCCUCCGCCGUGCUCGGGUGCCAUUUUUCCAUCGGAACUAAAAGAUUGACAACCUUUUUCUAACUGCAGUCUCUUUUACUACUACUACUACUACUACUACCCCAAGAACACAAAAAUGUGUAGAAAACACACAAAAGCUGUGUCAAAUGCACACGCCUGUCCCAGGUGAUAUUUGUUUUUAUUUAUUGAUUUGUAUAUAUGAGGUUUUCUUUUGCAUUGUACAUUCCCUCCUCUCUUGGUUAUAGAUUAAUAUAUUAAUGUAUAUAUGAAUAAACAUACAAGUUUAUAAAAGAAU